AUGUGCACCGAAACCAUCGUGCAAUACACAUGUGGCUGCUCCGAAGUCAAAGAGAUUAUCUUCUGCGAGUUUUUGCUCCAACCCGCCAAGGGACAUUAUGCGAAUGGCGAGCAGACGAAGUAUGAGGUUGUGACUGUGGAUGCUGCGGUGGAGUGUGAGAGAUGUAGCGAGAAGGGGAAGAAAGAAAGGGAAGAAGAAGAGAGGAAGAAGGGAAAGAGUAAGAGAAAGAGAGGAGAGAGCUGGUAA
Molecule: messenger RNA, 246 nt
Organism: Cadophora gregata
Lineage: Eukaryota; Fungi; Ascomycota; Leotiomycetes; Helotiales; Ploettnerulaceae
Exons: 1
Coding region: 1-246 (81 amino acids)
Source: RefSeq, a predicted model, not a curated record